AUGGAACUGGGGCAGGGAAAGAAGGCCUUUCAGAAGCGAUUUCAGGAAUCAUUCAAGAUGCAGGAGAGGGGAACUGUGAAGCAGUCAACGGAUAUGGAAGCAACACAAGUAGAACCUAAGAGAAAAAAUCAAGAACAGCUCAAAGAGGAGCAGAAGCGUUCAGACGUUGAGCUUGCAACAGGCAGGACAGGGACAGAGCUCAACGAUCGCAAGAACAUCGUUGUUCAGGUGGAGAAGAAACAGAAGAGACAAGAGGAGCCGCUGCAGGCAAGCUCUCAGACGCAGGUUGAAGUUGCCGGGAAGCCUAAGAAACAGAAGAAGAAGAAGAAGGAGCAGGAAGAAAGGAGGAGCCAGGUUUCGCAUGUGGUGAGUGAGAAGAACGUAUCCAGUAAGGAAACAUUACCCCAGGCUGAGGUUGAGAAGGUAACUGAGGAGCACCGCAAACAGGAGAAGGGACUUGAAGGCAGCAUUGCGAAAUCGGAAGAUCAAGAACGGGAGGAGAGGGAGAGUGAUCAGGAAAUAACGUCUCACAACCUCGAAGACGAGGAAGAGCUGCGUCACUUAAAAGAAAUACUCUUUCAAUACAGAACUCAGGUAAAGGGGAUACAACUGCAAUACAGCCGUCGGAAAGAAGAACUAGCAAAAGCAAGGAUGGGCAUGAACGAACCAGGCGAUGCCAGUUCUCAGGCAGGCGGACGUCAUAGAAAGAAUGAAGAAACGCCAAAGACCAACAUACACGUGAAAGAAUCAAGGCAUGUUCUUUCGCAGAUUGGGGAACAACGCGGAAAUUGGAAAGAGGAAUGGUCAACGACCAUGAUGCGCAUGCAACAAGAACAUUUCCACACAGGGGGACGAAAUGUAGUAAAUGAACCGGAACCGUCAAAGGCCAAGAUAGGCAUUAAAGAAACAAGCAGUGUCGGUUCUUAUACAGGGGAAAUCAAUGCAAACAAGGAGAAAGAACCGUCAACGACCAAUGUGAGCAUUACAGACGCAAGAAAUAGCAGUUCUCAGACUUGGGAAAUAAAUGUAGGCAACAAAGUGGAACCGUCGAAGACCAAGGCGAUUAAGAAAGAAACUAAGGAUAUUCCUCUUCACACAAGCGGACGAAAUGUAGGUAAUGAAGUGGAGCCGCCAAACCACAAGGCCAACAUGAAAGAAACUAGGGAUCUUACUCCUCAAGCGAGCGGACGAAAUGUAAGUAAUGAAGUGGAAGCGUCAAAGGCCAAGAUGAGCAUGAAGGAAAAUAGCAAUAUCAGUUCCCAGACCAGGGAAAUCAUGGUUAACGAUGCAGUGGAAGCGUCAAAGGCCAAGACGGUCAUGAAAGAAACUAGGGAUCUUCGUCCUCAAACAAGCGGACGAAAUGUAGAUAAUGAAGAGGAACCGCCAAAGACCAAGACGGUUAUGGAAGAAAAUAGCAAUAUGAGUUCCCAGACCAGGGCAAUCAUGGCUAACGAUGCAGUGGAACCGCCAAAGACCAAGACGGUCAUGAAGGAAAAUAGCAAUAUCAGUUCCCAGACCAGGGAAAUCAUGGUUAACGAUGAAGUGGAACCGCCAAAGACCAAGACGGUAAUGAAAGAAGCUCGUGAUAUCCGCCUUCACACAGGGGAACGAAAUGUAAACAAUGAAGUGGAAGCGUCAAAGGCCAAGAUGAGCAUGAAAGAAAAUAGCAAUAUGAGUUCCCAGACAAGGGAAAUCAUGGUUAACGAUGCAGUGGUACCGCCAAAGACCAAGACGGUCAUGAAGGAAAAUAGCAAUAUCAGUUUCCAGACAAGGGAAAUCAUGGUUAACGAUGCAGUGGAAGCGUCAAAGGCCAAGACGGUCAUGAAAGAAACUAGGGAUCUUCGUCCUCAAACAAGCGGACGAAAUGUAGAUAAUGAAGUGGAAGCGUCUAAGGCCAAGAUGAGCACGAAAGAUAAUAGCAAUAUCAUUUCUCAGACAAGGGAAACCAUUGUAAACAAUGAUGUGGUACUGCCAAAGACCAAGACUGUCAUGAAAGAAGCUAUGUAUGUCCGCCCUCACAAGGGGGAACGAAAUGUAAAUAGUGAAGUCGAACCGUCAAACGUCGAGAUGAGUAUGAAAGAAGAGAGCGCUAUCCGCACUAAGGCAACGAAAGAAAAGCAAAAACUUCAGUUUGCUCCGUUUCAGUCGAUGAAAGACACGCAGGAGCUGGUACAAGAACUGCCCCAGACACGAAUCAAGGGAGGAGUCGAGGCAAAGUAUGAAGCCUCGACCAGGAUACAGGGAAGCGAUUCUCCCAAGGAAGAUAGGAAGACGAAGCUGCUGGAACAUAGCCAUGUUGAGACAGAGAGACAGCUCAAGUCUAGCAAACAGCCAAUUCGAUCGAAAGCAGAGCAAAAACCUCAGAUGCGAGAUGACACAGGGGCACAGGCAAUGACCCCUUUGCAGGAUGAGGGUACUGGAGCACUUCCGUCUGGCAAGCAAAACAAUGAAUUCGAACCGCAGGUGGAAAAGGCUAUGGAAGACAAACGGAGGGGAAAUCAGGAAUCAUCCCAAACUGGAGCUUCACAGGCGAAGCACGAAGUAGCCGGAAGGACACUGGGAAAGGAUUCCCAGAAACAGGUUGAUGAGAAGGGUAGAGAGCAAGGGGAAAUGGAGACAGAGAAACAGUUCAACUCGAGCGAGAAACCGCCUAACAAAAGCGCUGAUCCGUCAAACGAGAUCCAGCAACACCAUCGCGUGAGCGAUGAGCAAGUGGUAACGGUGAUGGAAUCCUUUGAGGCACCCUUAACGGAAGAAGGCUCUCUUCAGUCUGAGCAACAAAACCAAGAGCUCGAACCAAAAGUGACAAAGACGUCUAGAACAGAAAUCCCGCUCCCAACAAACGUGACGAACCGUUUCUCCAUUUCCAGCGAAAGUUCCAUCACGAUAGAUGCCAACACUGCCAAAAAGUUGGACGAAAAGGAAGGAGCCUGUCCGAUUCCGCUGAGAAAUGCUUCGCACAUGAUCAACUGCGUUGAGUUUUAUCGAUGGCUUUGUCGAAAUGGAGCAGGAGCAACACCCCAGGAGGUGAUGGAGAAAUCAUCCCAUGCAUCGGAGAUGGAAAAAUCGAGGAAUGUGACUGAGUCUAAACCAGAAGUUCCACAAAGAGGGGAGCCUGGUCGCAUUCCACCAUAUUUCAGAAAAAUCGAAAAGCCCAGAACAGAACCUGAAGCAGUGACAACUGACGAAAAGCCUCGAUUCCUUUCUCAUUCGAGACCUCUCAGGAGCACCGACGACACAGAGGUCCACCUGUUAACUCAAGAAGAUAAAACAUUCGCCAGUAAAUCAUUGGCGGUGCACAAUUCAUUCAGGGCGAAGCAUGGUGUUCCUCCCCUCAAACUCAACCUAAAGAUGUGCGGGGAAGCGAAGAAACGUGCGAAACAUCUGUGCGACUUGGAGCGGCUGGACCAUCGACUCCAUCGGAAAUACGGGGAGAACAUCUACCGAACCCGAACCACAGACGAUAACUUUAAUGUCACUCCUCACACUCCAAUCGAGAAGUGGUAUGCCGAGAUCCGACAUCAUAACUUCGGCCAUGAACUCUCUGGCAAUUUACCAUCCGGGCAUUUCACCCAAGUGGUUUGGAAGGAAACGGAGGAGUUGGGCGUCGCUCGUGAGAAAUCCAAGAAUGGUUACGUCGUUGUGGUCGCGUUUUAUUUCCCACAGGGGAACGUCGUGGAGAAAUUCGCCGAAAACGUUCCCCCUCCCAUGAAAUUUAACUCAUUGAACCUGGAAAUACGGUCUCCACGAAGUUCCAAUUCAAAAACCAGGGUGUCUUUCGCACUUGAAGAAGGUCUCAGCGAUGACGUGUUCGCAGAUGGAUCUCCGGAAAUCCUUGGCAGCGACGGUGAAAUAAAUGGUUCCCCUGCUUGGAAACUCGGUGAUUGGUAUUUAAAUACUCCCUUUUGUACGUGUUACCUCACGCUGAAGUUUCUUCAUCAGGAAGCCCAGGGGUUGACGCAAGAUGACGCAACGUUCGCCUUUCAAUCGUUGAAGGCCCACAAUAUGUACCGGGCGAAACACGGUGUCCCUACUCUCGAACUCAACAUACAGAUGUGCGGGGAAGCGAAGGAAUGGAUGGAACAUCUUCGUGAUUUGGAACGGUUGGAGCAUCGACUCCACUGGAAAUACGGAGAGAACAUCUACUUUGUACGAUCCACAGGCAAUAACUUCACCGUCACGCCUCAUGAGUCCGUCAAGAAAUGGUAUUCCGAGAUCCAGCGUCAUCAAUUCGGCCAUGAACCCUCUGGUCACCUUUCAUCCGUAGCUUCUGCAACAGAUGACUUGAAACGAGAUAUUGAUAAAUGGGUCUCAGCAGAUGCAAACGGACAUUUCACCCAAGUGGUUUGGAAGGAUACAAAAGAGUUGGGAGUCGCUCAUGGGAAAUCCAAGAAUGGUGACAUCAUUGUGGUCGCGUUUUAUUUCCCACAGGGGAACUUCGCAAAGAAAUUCACAGAAAACCCGGACGUCGAUCUCGACUAUAUCCAACUUCUCGUGGAACUUCAUUUUAGGGCGUCUCCUGACUCGCAAGAGCAUCCCAGUGAUGACGUGAUGGCAAAUGAUCCCCCGGAAAUCCAUGAAAGCAACAGGGAACUGCAUGACCGUCCUGCAUCGAAACUUAUCGAAUGA
Molecule: messenger RNA, 4629 nt
Organism: Darwinula stevensoni
Lineage: Eukaryota; Metazoa; Arthropoda; Ostracoda; Podocopida; Darwinulidae
Source: the annotation of a GenBank genome assembly